GCUCCAGCAGGGCCGACUGAAUGUGACGUUAUUUUUUCUUAGGUCCGUCUGGAGAUUUUUUUUCUUGUUUCUUUUCGGAUGCACGGGCGCAAUCUUGAGGUGACAGCGGCGGGUGUCAUUGUGAACUCUUCGCCUGUCGGGGAGCACAGCUCAAGCCUCUGGCAAUUGGCUUGUCGCGGCCCCGGGUGGGCCAGCCCAAGAUUGGACUGGGCAGGGGUCUGGGGUGCUUCAGCCCUGGUCGGGCUUGGUCUCAGCAUCCAUCACCACUGGUCUGGUCACAACUGGUCAUGGGCCGACGAGGCCCGGCUGGCGCCCCUGACUUCCGAGGAUCCCACGCCUGUUGGCUCUGUUUCGUCUUGCUGCUACCUGCCUCCCGACAGGCGCAAAGGGCUUUCCAGAACGAGCUGUGGCAAGUUGAGAAAGCCACUGCUUGUCAGAGCCUAAACAUCUGGUGACGACGAGAGACAUCGGGCUGAGAGAUUGGCUUCGCACAAGCACCAGACAUGCAUCAAUGGAAUCAAUGAUCAAUGG
Molecule: messenger RNA, 531 nt
Organism: Gaeumannomyces tritici R3-111a-1
Lineage: Eukaryota; Fungi; Ascomycota; Sordariomycetes; Magnaporthales; Magnaporthaceae
Exons: 1
Coding region: 79-444 (121 amino acids)
Source: RefSeq, a predicted model, not a curated record